GACGAACACCGAGAAGUGUCCACCGCGCAGCUCCAGCCGCAGACCCGAGAGGCAGCUGGCGCUCCCGCCAGUCCCACGAGGGACCAGGACCUGCAGCCGCGGUCCCAAACCAGAGCACUAGUUCCCAGCCUCAGACCUCGGGGGCGUGGCUCGCGCGGAGGUCCAUCCAUCCCGUCGGCGGAGGCUGUCCAGGGGCGGAGUCAGCGCUCCCUCGUCCGGAACCCUACAGCUCCGCCCCAUCGCGGCCCCUUGGGGAGCCGGAGAGGCCAGGGCGGAGAAGGAGCGAGGGCCUGGUCCGAGGAGCCCCGCCUGGGGGCCAUGGGGGGACAGGUGAGGCUACCGCCUGGAGAGCCCUGCCAAGAAGGCUACCUACUGUCUCUGCUCUGCCCGAACUCCUCCCAGGCCUGGUGUGAGAUCACAAACGUGUCACAGCCCCUGGCUUUUCCUGUCCUCUACAGGGACCUGAAUUCCAGCGUAAGCAACUGGAGCGUUUCUGCAAAAGUCGAAAACAAAUACAGUCUGUAUGUGGGCCUGUUGCUGGCAGUCAGUUCCAGUAUUUUUAUUGGCUCCAGCUUCAUAUUGAAAAAGAAGGGCCUCUUGCAACUGGCCAAGAAGGGCGUUACCAGAGCUGGACAAGGUGGACAUUCUUACCUCAAGGAAUGGCUCUGGUGGGCAGGAUUACUCUCAACUGGAUCUGUCAGUAUCUUUGGGAUAGAAGUCCACCACUUUGCAUGUGCUACUGCUUUUUCUCUUCUGACAAGUCAGUCCAUCUCUCAUACGACCACUGCGGCUUGCUUUCCAGUGGGAGCCGGAGAAGCGGCCAAUUUUGCAGCUUAUGCUUUUGCACCUGCCACCUUGGUCACCCCACUGGGUGCUCUGAGUGUUCUCAUAAGUGCAAUAUUGUCUUCCUACUUUCUAAAUGAGCACUUGAACAUUCAUGGGAAAAUAGGCUGCAUAUUAAGUAUAUUGGGGUCAACUAUGAUGGUUAUCCAUGCCCCACAAGAAGAGGAAGUCACCUCUUUGCAUGAAAUGGAAAUGAAAUUGAGAGACCCAGGGUUUAUCUCCUUUGCUGUGAUCAUAAUUGUGAUCUCAUUGGUGCUGAUUUUGAUCGUGGCUCCCAAGAAGGGACAGACCAAUAUAUUGGUCUACAUUUCAAUCUGUUCAUUAAUUGGAGCAUUUUCAGUUUCUUCUGUCAAGGGCCUGGGAAUUGCCAUUAAGGAACUAUUGGAAUGGAAACCAGUUUACAAGCAUCCCCUGGUCUUCGUUUUGCUGGCUGUACUCGUGCUCUCAGUGACGACACAGAUUAACUAUCUCAACAAGGCACUGGACACCUUUAAUACAUCUCUUGUGACUCCCAUUUAUUAUGUGCUCUUCACGUCCAUGGUAGUAACUUGCUCCGCCAUCUUAUUCCAAGAAUGGUAUGGCAUGAAAGCUGGAGAUAUCAUCGGGACCCUGAGUGGGUUCUUCACCGUUAUCAAUGGCAUCUUCCUUCUACAUGCAUUUAAGCAUACUGACAUUACCUGGAGUGACCUGACAUCCACUACUCAGAAAGAAGUCCUCUCUCUGAAUGGUGGUGAAAACAAAUAUGUCUUACUAGAGAAUACAGAAUGUUCAACCCCAGGACUCAGUGAUGACAUUACCUUGUUUAGCAGGACUGAUGAUCAAAGUCUCUAGAAACCCUGAACUUAAAUCACAUAAGACACUUGGAAAGGGUAAGAAAGGUCUGAUUUUUUUUGAAGAACUUUUGGGGGAAAAAAAAGGGCUUUCCUUUUGGGCCAUCAAAUUUGAAAAUCAAGGUUUGGAUCCUCCUCCAGAAGACUUCUACUGUUUGUCAUUUCUACAAACUUGAAAUAUUCUCUAAGCACAAAAGAAGUCAAAGAGUUAUAGGAGUCUCCGAGUAAUAUCUUCUGGUCACAAUGUAUUUGUCUCUGCCAAGUGGCUCUUCAUUUCUUUGGCUGCUAUUCUUAGUAAUUCAUAGAUAAACUUAACUAUGUGCUGAUAAGCAAUCAUCAUUCUCUGAUGAGUCAUAGUUUCAAAUUAUUAAACCUGAGAAGUGAGAUUACUGGUGCUUUCCCCCCACCCUCUAUAACUUCCUUCUUUCUAAACUAGAUAGCUAAAGAGUGGAGUGUUAAAGAAAAAAUAGGCCUGCCUUGGAAAUUUGCUCCUUGGUGGGCUAGAAUGCAUAAGACACACAGCCCAUGAAGGGCUUAUGGAUUGUAAUUUAUUGCCAUAUCAGAAAAAUGUAUUAACAAUUCAAAAGGGGAGAAUGGAGAAAGGAGAGAAAUACUUAAAUGAAAUACAGUGUUUUUUUCUUUUCACACACACACACACACACACACACAAAUACAAAUGAUUACAUUCAAGCCUUCUUUUAACUCAAACCUGAAAAAUGUAAGACAGACUUGAGUUUCUGGAGAAGUCCAAGUGAUUUCAGCUUUAGAGUUCCUUAUACUCACUUUGUCCCUUUCUCUGUUAUCCCAAAGGUCAUUUUUCCUGUUGACAGACUUUUGUAACAAAAGUAACUGGUACAUUACUUUAGGAUUAUAUGGUACACCUCAAUUUUUCUCAAAUAUCUAAUCCCCAAAGGGUAAGUUUUCCAGACUGUUUGGAAAUAAUUAGAAAAAUCUUUGCAAAAUCCUGAAUGAGUUACCAUAAUUGUUCUCUUGAAAUUUGGUACUUCCACCAUUAUUAAGGAAAUUAUAGUUAUUCACUAACCUUUUUUAAAAAUAUACAUAUCCUACCACAAUAAGUAGUAGGUUUUUCUUUUUCUGUUGAAUUUCAUCCUGACCAUAUUUUCCAUACAUUUUACUGAGAAGUGUUUUGGGGGAAUAGGAAGGGGAGUGAACUUCCCAGAAAACAAAAUAUUGAAAGCUCGGGGACUACUACAGGAAAAUACCUUUUGCAUAUUAUGACCUCUAUACAAUUUUCCUGUCUCCAAGCGCACAGCAGGAAUAACAUUUUUGGUGGGCUUUCGUGUUUAUGGACAGAUCUCACUGAUUUCAUGAGAAAGAAAUUACCUAUUUCCAGACUAAACUUAUUUCUGUCAAAACAAAAGUCCUAACCAAAAAGUUAUGACAUUAAGACAAAACAAAACAAAACAACCUUCCAGUUGAUUCGAUUUUUUUCUGUUCCAACAUCAGAUGUUAUUAGUUUUGUUUGUUUGUAAUCAAGCUCAAGUCUGUCCUGGGUAGUAAUAGUAAAUUCUCUUACCAAGAAUUCUAUUCAACUGACUUUAGCAUUUCCCAGUUCUGUGGAGCUCUGACUGAUGUUCCCAGGGAAGUCCUGAGGUGACCAUGAUGUUGGAAAGGGCUGUCAACGUCUCUUCAGCACAGGUCAGUGUUGAGUGCAUCUCAGUGCGUUCCUAUUUUUGAAAAUUGAUAAUCCAUGGAAGAUACAUGGGUUGAUACCUCAGGUCAAGUACGUGUUUACUCUGUUGAUUGCUGUUUCACUUUAAUUGUAUAUCAGAUGUAUAAGCUAUGAACACAAGUUUGUAGGAGAAGUAUUUUCUGAAAAGGUAGCGUUAAAAAUGGUUGAAAUUCUUUUAAAGGUUUUCUUUCCUAUCGAAAAACUCUACUGAUUUCUCCAGGACACGUUCUUAGUGAGGAAAUUAAGGGCAUCCAGCCUGAGGCGGUGGUGGUUCUCCACUCUAGUGAGAGUCAGUGUCAGGUAUUUCUUAAAUGUCACCUGUUACAAAGCUUUGCCCUUGGUAUAUUGCGCCCAGGCUAAAGGUUCAAGGAACACAAGAACUCAUGGGCGUCCUGGAUUGGAAAAUGAACUGGUGUUGACAUACAUGCCUAGGAGAAAGGCUGAGAAAGAUUUAACAAGUUGAAACAUGUUGGAGAAACAAUGAAAUAUUUUUAAAACUCUAAAAAUCCCUGGUGGGGGGCGCCUGGGUGGCUCAGUUGAUUAAGCGACUGCCUUCGGCUCAGGUCAUGAUCCUGGAGUCCCGGGAUCGAGUCCCGCAUCGGGCUCCCUGCUCAGCAGGGAGUCUGCUUCUCCCUCUGACCCUCCUCCCUCUCAUGCUCUCUGUCUCUCAUUCUCUCUCGCAAAUAAAUAAAAUCUUACUAAAAAAAAAAAAUCCCUGGUGGGUAUAUGCAUUGAAAAACCAAAAUGUUAUUGUAAACCUAAAACUAAUAAUAAUUUUUCCCAAAUAGGAAGAUACUGUCUAAGAAGGAAUAAAAUGCUGGAUCCCUGUAUUCAGACUAACUAUGUUAGUCUUAACUGGUAGUUUCAUAUAGGUAUAUAUUUUAACAUAUAUCUUUAUCUCACCUACUUAUCUUAAGAUUUAUUAUGUGGAUGUCUGCACAUGGGUCAUGAGGGAUUACAAAGCUGUCUUCACACAGCCAGAUUGAAAGUUUUCCCAAAUUCUGUAAAUAUAAGAGUUUCAUCUUAUUUUUUGACAUAAUUUUAUUGUAGGUCAAUGGUUAAGAACUUUAUUUUUAGGUGCACCUGGGUGGCUCAGAUGGUUAAGUGUCUGCCUUCGGCUCGGGGUGUGAUCCCAGGGUCCUGGGAUCGAGCUCCACAUCGGGCUCCUGGCUCAGUGGGGAGCCUGCUUCUCCCUCUCUCUCUGCCUCUCUCCCUGCUCAUGCUCUCUAUCUCUCUCUCUCUCUCUCUCUGUGUCUCAAAUGAAUAAAUAAAACCUUAAAAAAAAAAACUUUAUUUUUAGUUCAGAUUGCAGAGAGUAUUCAUAAAACUCUUUAGAUUUAGCAGCAUGAAAUUAACACCUUUGUUUUAAGGGCACUAAAUGAAAUACAUGGAAAGCACCCCACAUCAGGCCUGAUGUAUGAGUCAUUUGAUAGAAUUUAGUUCUCUUUGAAUCGACAUUUUGAUUCUUACUGUCUUAUUACUAGAUAGUUAAGGACAAUUAGUUGCCAAUUUUCAUACAUUCUUCAUCUUAAGUUGUGUCACAUUAGCUUGUUUUAAAUAAUCCAAGUGAAAAUGAAUUCCAUCAUUAUAACUAUCUCAACACCAAAAUGAGUCCAACAAAAAUAUUUUUUCUUAAAGCCCAUAAAACUGAACUAAAUGCAAUCUUCACAUUCUAACAAAACUUUGUGGAAAAGUAAUUUGUAUGAAUAUAUAUGAAAUGUUCCCAAAUAUUUGGAAUAAACUCUAUAGUCGUGAAAUUUUCUAUUUUUCAAAUGUUUAUACGUACUGUUCAUUUUAGAAAGUUUAUGAAUUUUAAAUUAAUGUUUCUGUAUAUUUUUCAUUUGCAAUAAAAUGUGGUUUGGU
Molecule: messenger RNA, 5229 nt
Organism: Mirounga angustirostris (Northern elephant seal)
Lineage: Eukaryota; Metazoa; Chordata; Mammalia; Carnivora; Phocidae
Gene: NIPAL1
Product: NIPA like domain containing 1
Exons: 6
Coding region: 319-1674 (451 amino acids)
Biological process (GO): magnesium ion transport
Cellular component (GO): membrane
Molecular function (GO): magnesium ion transmembrane transporter activity
Source: RefSeq, a predicted model, not a curated record